Grammomys surdaster is the source of this 2865-nucleotide messenger RNA. Its product is annotated as sialic acid-binding Ig-like lectin 12. The transcript has 8 exons. The coding region runs from base 1221 to 2594 and encodes 457 amino acids. Gene Ontology annotation, biological process: cell adhesion. Lineage: Eukaryota; Metazoa; Chordata; Mammalia; Rodentia; Muridae. Gene Ontology annotation, molecular function: sialic acid binding. The record is from RefSeq and is a predicted model, not a curated record. Gene Ontology annotation, cellular component: plasma membrane.
UGCUAGCUUAGUGAGGUAACUUUUUCUUACCUAUGCACAAAAUGUCUAUUUACAAGCUUGAUUCUACAACUAAACUGCUAGCUCUUUAGACAUCUCUUUCUGUCUGUGUCAUUCUACUGAGCUAGUCUGCCUUUCUCUUGAGCGCCUCUAAGCCCACGAGGGCUCCUUAGCUCUCUCUCUUUUCUAGAAUUCUGUUUUAUCUGUGUCCUGCCAGGUGCUUCUCAGUGAUUCCUGUUAGUAUUCUGUCUAAGCUCCACCUCCACAGUUACCUGACAAUCUUCUCUGUCUACCAAGUCUCAGUACAAUAUUUCAGCCUCCCCUCUGUAACCUUGCUGUAUUUUGUGAGACUCCCCUCUGUAACCUUGCUGUAUUUUGGCUUGUGCUGUGUUUGUUUUGGUUUGUAUGUUUUGAGCCUGGAUCUGCUGUAACCAAGGCUGGGCUGAAACUCACUAUGUAGCCAGCCAAAACUGACCUUAGACUUCUGAUCCUCUCGCCUCCUAUCCCUAAGUGCUGAGUCUGCAGGCACAUACUACCACACACAAUUUGUGUGGCACAGAAGAUGGAACCUCAAACUCUGUGCAUGUGAAACAAACACUUUACCAAACUAGCUACAUGUUCAGUUCCCUUGAUGGGUUUUAAUAGGAAGAAUGUUAAUUUCCACCUGUUAGUGGCAAUCUAUAAAGUGUUUGUUGCAGUUUUACUCUUAAUCCAGCUAACUCCUAAGUAAUUGAGACUGGACUAUUAUAUUGAUUUAUCAAGCUUUAAGGGCACAACAACUGAGCAGUAUUUGACAAGGACAUAGCCAUGUCAAAAUCCCAGUGAUACUUGCAUUUUAGUACUGAUCUGCCUCUCUGGGCUCUAGAUCUUUCUGCAUGUCUCCUGGACUCUCUCCGAAUGGUUAAUCCCCAUUUCCUCUCUCUGUCUCCUCCUCCCUGGCUGGGAAAAUGUCCAGUCCUAUUUUCUCCCCUGUUCAGUCAUUGACUGAUCAGCUUCUUUAUUGACCAAUCAGAGAAUAAUUGGGGAAGAAUUUUUGCAACCAGAUAUAGGGGCACAGAAAUCAACAUUUGAACAGUACAAAGACAAUCUUCACACACUGUAGAGUAACAUUUUGCUGAUUACAUACCCCUCUAUAGCAACUAGCCAUCCAGUCUGUGCUACCUCCACUGAGUCUCUGGCUGUGAGAUACUUCAGGGGCCUGAGAGCUGUCUCCUAAUUAGACAAUGGAGCUUUGGGAACAAGGCUCAGGUCACCAUGCAGAAAGGGUGUACCUAGGACAAGCUGCUAAAGGAAGGAGGGAUGCUUCCCAGUCUGUACCUUCCAGUCCCUCUUCUUCCUUAUGCCCUAGAACCACCCCCAUCUCCACCAAUAUCAUCAGCCUCAGGGGAAGCUCUGGGGGCUCUGGAUGGAGUGAAUGCAUUUUCACUGGGAAAAAAAAAGUCACUCAAAGACCAAGCCAACGGAGGACAGCACAGAAAAAGGCCCAGGGUCGAUUCUUCCUGCUUGGAGACCUGUGGAUGAAUGACUGCUCCCUGAACAUCAACGAGAUCAGAAAGGAGGAUGAGGGGUCAUACUUCUUUCGCCUGGAGAGGGGAAAGACAAAGUUUAAUUAUCUUUGGAACAAGAUGACUCUGAAUGUGACAGCCCUCACUAACACCCCCCAUAUUCUUCUCCCGGAGACACUUGAAGCUGGCCAUCCGAGCAACCUGACCUGCUCUGUACCUUGGGACUGUAAAGGGAGUGCACACCCCAUCUUCUCCUGGACUGGUACCUCUGUGUCAUUUUUGAACACCAACACCACUGGUUCUCCAGUGUUAACCGUCAUCCCCCAGCCCCAGGACCAUGGCGCCAACCUCACCUGUCAGGUGACUCUGCCUGGAACUGGCCAGGUGACCACGAGAAUGACUGUCCGCCUCAACGUGUCAUAUGCUCCAAAGAAUCUGACAGUGACCAUCUAUCAAGGAGGUGACUCAGUAUCCACAAUCCUGGAGAACGGCUCAUCUGUUCCUAUCUCUGAGGACCAGCCACUCCGUCUCAUCUGUAGCACCGACAGCUAUCCCCCAGCAAACCUAAGCUGGUCCUGGAAUAACCUGACUCUGUGUCCAUCAAAGUUGUCCAAACCAGGGCUCCUGGAGCUGUUUUCAGUGCAUCUUAAGCACGGAGGAGUAUACACCUGCCAAGCUCAGCAUGCCCUGGGCUCCCAACACAUUUCCCUGCACCUGUCUCCACAGAGCAGUGCGACGUUAUCCGAAAUGAUGAUGGGGACCCUUGUGGGUUCAGGUGUCACAGCCCUCCUUUCCUUGUCUUUCUGCAUCAUCCUCUUGGCAGUAAGAUCCUACAGGAGGAAACCAGCCAGGCCAACUGUGGUAGCUCUGCAUCCCAAUGCCCUCAAGGCCUCAGUUUCUCAGAGUCCCCUGGUUGAAUCCCAGGCAGAUGACAGCUCUGAGCCCCUGCCUUCCACAGUUGAGGUGGCCUCCUUCUCCACAGAGGAGGAGAUACAUUAUGCAUCACUCAGCUUUCACGAAAUGAAGCCCAGGAACCCACGAGGGCAGCAGGACACUACCACAGAGUACUCAGAGAUAAAGUUCCACAAAUGACAGCAUGGCCAUGACCGUGGCUGGAGGGAGCAUGGCAGCCACAGGAGGCUGGCUCUGGAGAAGGGUUUGCCUAGGUUGGCAUGUGCUGCGCAGGACUUCAGAGACAUUCCUUUCAUGACACAGGUGUUCCGCUACUGCCCACGCCCCUGUACUGCCCUGUCCAACUGUUAUCUCUUUUCCCUCCCUAUACCUCUCCCUCCUUCUCUCACUCUCCCUCCCCUUCUCUCUCUUGUUUAUUCAAGAUAGGAUUACUCUGUGCAGCCCUGGAGCC